AUGUCAAUAUCAUGUGAAAACAACAAGUACCCGACCGCCCACGGCGGCAACCUCGGGAUCUUCGAGCCCCCCACCCAAAGCCCCGGCCCCCGCGUCUUCGCCGUCGCCUUCGACAUCUACUCCCAGAACCCGGGCUACAUAAAACUCGGCAUCUGCAUCCGGUCUAGGACUCCCAAGAGUUUCAUCAAGGUCCCCGAUUCGUUCCUCGGGACCAACCUGAAACUCAAAGUCUCCUACGACUCGGCCAACAAAUAUAUCAGCGCCUCCGUCUCCAACGGCAAUAUGACUUUCCCAGAGAGCUUUCCGUACGACUUGAGCGAUUUUCUUCCUCCCAAGGUUGAAGUCGGCCUCGCCUCCUCCACGGGCCAGUACGUUGCGGUUCACGACGUCUUCUCCUGGGGUUUCAAAAAGGGUACUGCUGCACAGGCCAUAGCACUCUAUGAGUGA
This is a messenger RNA of Salvia miltiorrhiza (redroot sage), 447 nucleotides long. RefSeq names its product lectin-like. The record is from RefSeq and is a predicted model, not a curated record. NCBI's taxonomy places the organism in Eukaryota, Viridiplantae, Streptophyta, Magnoliopsida, Lamiales, Lamiaceae. Gene Ontology annotation, molecular function: carbohydrate binding. The transcript has a single exon. The coding region runs from base 1 to 447 and encodes 148 amino acids.